Gordionus sp. m RMFG-2023 is the source of this 2898-nucleotide messenger RNA. RefSeq lists its product as uncharacterized. NCBI's taxonomy places the organism in Eukaryota, Metazoa, Nematomorpha, Gordioida, Chordodea, Parachordodidae. Gene Ontology annotation, biological process: DNA repair. Gene Ontology annotation, molecular function: DNA polymerase binding. Bases 1 to 2898 code for a protein of 965 amino acids. The record is from RefSeq and is a predicted model, not a curated record. The transcript is spliced from 20 exons.
AUGGAUUACGAUACAAAAUUCAAAAAUUUAGAAAAUUUGAUAGAGGUAUUAAAAGAAAAGGAUCGUAUGAUCGAUUCUGAAAAAGUUAUUUCUCUUGCCAAAGAAUGGAUUGAUAAUAUUAGCUUGUUAUUUAAGAUAAAUUCAUCACCACAUAUUCAAAUCAUAUCAAUUAAUAGAGUUUUGAUAGAAACGCUGUCAACACCAGUCAUGUAUUUAAUUAUUGAGUAUCUCAUACAGAAAUUUGAUUUAAUCGAUGGCCCACUAUACAUAAAUCCAUAUAAUUUAGCAAUCUUAAAUUAUAUGAUUGAAUUUAGGAUUCUUAACGAAAGAAAACAAAUUUUAUAUGCAGGAACUAAAUUUGCUAACGGAAUUCAACUCAAAAAAUAUUUAUUGCAUUCUAUACAAAAUUUGAAGUGGACAGACGACAUGAUAUCAUUUUACAUUAACUUUUACAAGAAUUGUGUGUUAACUAAUGACGAAUUUAAAAAAAUUAUCAUAAAAGUCUCAGUAGUUUCUUUGAGCUCAAAAUUUAGAAAUUUUGGAAAGAUACUGCCCCUCUUGCUAAAUUUUGUAGAAGAAAAGAAUGAAAAUGCAACAAUGUUAAGAAUCGCAAUACAUACUUUAAUAAAAACCUUCAAUCAUAUUACAGUCCGAUGUUAUCUAAAGGAAAUUAAAAUCAACCUAGAUGAAUCUAAAGAAUUAGCACAUCUGGAAGAUUCUAUCAUGUAUAUUAAUAGGGUGGUAAUUCCAUUAUCCUUAACCAUUAACAGUCAUCCCGAAUAUUUCAAGGAAUUCCUUAAGUUUAUCAAAGACACCCAGAUUUUCUCAAUCGAAUUGAUCAAUCCAUUCAAUCUUAUAAUUCUAAUAUUCUCACACAACACUUUAGAGGUAAUAGAUCUGAUUAUUAAUUGGCUCGUUAAAUAUUACAAAAAUUGCGAAACAUCGUGUCAAUAUAGACGAUUAUUUAAAGGAAAGCUGUUUAAAGAUUAUUGUCAAACACUCGUUAAAACGCUCAAUGUCUUAACAUACGUUCAGAUUAAUAACUCAAACGAACCUACAACAGAUGACUCAAUAUACAACUAUAACAAUAAAAAUGAAAUCAAACGCGAAGGGGUUGAUCUAAACAUAUUUUAUUAUCAAAAAUUAAUGAUAUUUUUAAUCCAUUUGGUUAACUAUAAUCCAAAUAAUAAUCGUGACUCCUUAGAUGUUCUACAUGUUUUAAAAUCUCUUGACAGUCUUCAUAAAUACGAUGUAAAUGUUUACCUAAAGAUUAAUCUUCUGGCUGUUUACACAAUUAAAAAUGUAUUUAAAAAUAUGAUUCUUAACAACGAUCCUAAAAUUGCUUCGGAAGUUCGCACGUCAAUCUUAAAGAACGUUUUAGAGGAAUCUUUAAAAUCAAUCCGUUCGCCAGUUCAGACAGCCAUUUAUUACGAUGUUCUGGACUUUAUCGUAACAUCAUACCUUCCUUACCUAUCCAAAUAUGAUUUAUCGCAUGCUUCUUUAGAUAAAUCUAAAAACUCUCAAGUUAAUACGAAUGUCAAUGUAGGAGGUAUAAUGUCUAACAAGCAAAACGAAUAUUAUUACAAAAAGGAAGUGUUUCAUUUGGUUACAGCUAUUAAAGAGUAUAUUGCAACAUUUAUGGUUAAAUAUAGUUGCAUAGAUGCAGACCUUAUUGAUACGGUCAUAAUAUCCAGGUUAAUGUGUUCGAUUAUGCCUCUCAUUACUAUACCAUCUGCUCGCGUUAAAGAAACAUGUCUUUUAGUCUUCAGAAAGGCUCUCUUUUCUAGACAGUUACAAUGGCGAAAGAUUGCUGUUAUUGGAUUUUGUGAAUUAUUAAAGCAUUUAAAAAUCAUCACCGAAUUGUCGUUCACUCAAAUUAUUACGAAUUCUAUUGAAAUGAGCCAAGUUUGGUGUGCUUCUAAAAACAGUUCUCAAGAUAACGAGCAAAUUUGCAUUGAAAUAUUGCGUUGUCUUAAAAGAUUUCUAAGGCAAAAUGAUGUUACCGUAAAAUGUAUCAUAUAUGAUUACACAAAAGAGAUUUGUGACAAAAAUCCUGCUAUGCUAAGAUUAAUGCUAGAGUGCCUUUAUGAACACUUUGCAGAAUUUCUCAAUAAUUCACAAGAUCCAGUUAUAUUAAAAAUCGAAAAAUGCAUUAAAUAUGAUAAUGAUCGUUGCUCGAUAAUAGUAAAUGAUUCGCUCGGACAUUUGACUCACUCAUUACUUUUUUGUUUACUCAAGGCCCACAGGCUUACAAACCGCGCAAAAAAUGUUCUACAUGAAAAUGAUGAUAAUACUUUGGUGAACCAAUCAUCCUUUCAAAUACGUUCAUAUCAAUCAUUAGUCGAUAAAAUUAAUUUAGAUUUUGAACGAAUUGUUUUUAGUAUGAUCAAGUUAGAAUUGGAAGAUUUUGAAAUUAUAGAUAGAACUGGGAUUGAUUACAGACAUAAAAUGGAAAUCGAAAUCCACAUAGAAUUUCAACAUAUUAAAGCCCUUAUUGUAUCUCAAAUUUACGCAUCCUUGAUUCAAUACGCUUUGGUCGUUGACAUGCCUAACACAAUUGAUAUUGUUACUACUAAUAGUAAUUUAUCAACGUCAUAUCUUCAAUAUAUCAAAUAUGAAAAUGAAAACUGUGAAAUGGCUAUCAAACUGUUUUCCGUUUACCGCAAAUUUUAUGAUGUUAGUGUAAUCAACCCAGGACCAAAAUUAUUAACUAAAACUCUCACGACCUUCAAACUACCUUUCCAUUUCCUUAAUAUCAUUAUGGAGGAUUUAUUAUUAAUGAAUAACAAAGAUCCGUUGAUGAUUCUGAAACGUGACGUUAAUUUUGUGAUUUUUAUUUGCUCGAAUUAUUCACAAUAUUUCAAAUCAAAUUUUCAAAACAAAAUGAUAAUUGUAUAG